AGUCAAUUUUGGCUCGACCGUGACUGGUGAAUCCGAAACUCGCUUACUUGGUACCAACCAGUUUGGACCUAACGCAGUCGGGAAGCAUGUCGGACGAGACGAAGAACGGCCUGACCGUCCUUGUAUGCGGUGGCGGCAAUGCAGCGCAGGUGGCCACUGCAAUGUUCGCAUCGCGGUACGACACGUACGCGAUUUCCCUCUACGCGGAUGAGGCCGAGAAGUGGAAGCACGCUAUGCUUAACCCAAGGUGGAAUGACAAGACGGUCGGCAUGGAGUUGACUUUGGACACAGACAAGAAGCUCCUCAGCAUUCCGACCGACAUCACGAAUGAUCCGUCCGUCGCUGCAAAGGCGGACGUGAUCAUCCUAGCGGUGCCAUCUUUUGCUCACGGUCAGUAUCCAGUUGCCUGCGGCCUUCGAGCCCUACAUCAAGCCAGGGACCAUCGUCGCGUGCAUGCCUGCCCGCUCGGGGGGCGACAUCCUCUUUGCCGCGAAGAUGGGGGCGAAAGCGGAGUCUCUGGCUUUUGUGGGCUUCGAGACUCUGCCCUGGGCUUGCCGCUUCACCGACUGGGGGAAGCGCGCCACCAUCCUCGGCACGAAGGGAAGCAUCCUCGCCGCGGUGACGCCAGAAUCAGAGUCCGACAGGGCCAUCUCCGUCCUGCAAGGCCUGCUCGGGGUCUUCCCACGGGUUCUGAAGAGUCCAAACAACCUCGGCAUCAGCUUGCGCAAUCCGGGGCAGGUGAUCCAUCCUGGCGUCAUGUACGGGCGCUGGUGCUCGGAGAAGUGGGACGGGAAGCCUCUGACGGAGAAGCCGCUCUUUUACCAGGGCGUCGACGAGUUCACGGAACAGGUCCUCACUGGCCUCUCUGACGAGGUGCAGGCUGUGCGCAAGAAGGUGGAGGAGAUGAUCCCUGGCUACAGCCUGAAAGAUGCAUGCACCUUGCACCAGUGGUAUCUGGACUCGUACAGUGGUCAAAUGGCAGACCCUUCGACCCUCAGAGGUUCCAUGAACACGAAUUCUGCCUACAGGGGUCUGACACACCCCAUGAAGCAGGAGGCGGACGGUACCUUCAUGCCCGACCUGAAGUACCGCUACGUUGCUGAGGACGUGCCCACGGGCCUCUGCUUCACUAAGGGCGUGGCCGAGUUGAUUGAAGUUCCAACUCCCACGAUGGACAAAGUUCUCAUGUGGGCCCAGGUCGGAGGAGGAGCACCCAAGGCGGCACCACCCAGCAUGCGUCCAGCAGGCUCCAGGGCGGGGCACGACGACGGCUGGACGUGGCCAGGUGGCUCUUCCGAAGUGGCCCCGGGGGAGCCAGAAGCGCCCGACUCGAGCGCGCCUGAUGCGCAUAUGGCACGCGAGGCGCGUGCGCGCCGUGCGCUUCGUGUCCUCGGCCCGCCGCACGCCGACCCCUGCUCGGCUGCAGGGUCGGAGAGGUUGCGCGCCUUGCUCUUCCUGCCCACGUCACAGCAGCUGCUCUCGCUGCGUGUCCGCAGCGCCGCCUGGUGCAGGCGAUGUUCGCUGUGCAGCUGGCAUGCCCGCAGUGCCUCCUCCGUGCUCGUCACGAGCGUCCGGCGCUUCGAGCGCGCUGCUUGCGCGUGGCGCAUGGCGUGUGUGGCGUGUGCGCGCAGUGCGCUUGGCGGCCAUGGAGCGUCGCGCGUCGCGUCGGGCGGGUUGCGCCGGCCUCUGCCCGACCUCCAUUCGAAAAAGGCGUGGGCAAUGCGCUCCAGGUUUUGUUUGCUGUCUCUCCGUCCUGCCGCCAAGUGCGGGGGGGGCCGCGCGGCAUUCUUUUGGGCGCGGUUGGCUGGCUGGCUGCCUCGCUUCCGGCCCGCUUCCGCUCGCGCUGGUCCGGCCGCUCAGUCGGGCUUUAAAGCUUGUGACUUCUCUUAGAGGCCCACGAAUCACAGUCAUGCCAGGCACUGCGGUGGCGAUGGCGGCCCAGAGUUUGUGCAUGUCCGCGCGAGGUGUCUAGAUUGCCAUGGUCGGUCUCCUUGCUUCUCCUCUCGCUUGCCUCCACUCGCGCCUAGCUGCGGCAGCUCGGACUGGCGCCCUUGACGGUUUCAGGCCACUAUUGGCUGGUGUUUUCCGUUUUACCGCUUGUGUGCAUUGCGCGAUGCAUGGUGCAUUGGGUUUUUUGUUUGUCGAAUUAUUCGUUGUUCUCUCGUUGG
This is a messenger RNA of Prorocentrum cordatum, 2168 nucleotides long. Lineage: Eukaryota; Dinophyceae; Prorocentrales; Prorocentraceae. The record is from the annotation of a GenBank genome assembly.